Calliphora vicina (urban bluebottle blowfly) is the source of this 2631-nucleotide messenger RNA. RefSeq names its product endoplasmic reticulum metallopeptidase 1. The transcript has 9 exons. NCBI's taxonomy places the organism in Eukaryota, Metazoa, Arthropoda, Insecta, Diptera, Calliphoridae. Gene Ontology annotation, molecular function: metalloexopeptidase activity. Gene Ontology annotation, biological process: proteolysis. The coding region runs from base 10 to 2616 and encodes 868 amino acids. The record is from RefSeq and is a predicted model, not a curated record.
AAAAAAAAAAUGACAACGAAAACAUUCGAAUUAAAUCCGGAUCCCGGACAAAUAAAAAAACAUAAAAAAUUCCCUUGGUAUUGUUCGCCGAUAUAUUGUGUUGUCUGGUUCUUGCUCUUCUAUGUGGCCGCCAUACCAAGUUUCUAUUAUUAUCCUGCAACAAUUUUAAUGCGCGAUGAAUCCCGCCACCCGGACGAGUUUGUGGGUGAAAGAGCUCAAAUUCAGUUGUUGGGUUUAUCUUCGAUUGGUGUAAAACUUACCGGUACUGUGGAAAAUGAAGUGCAUGCUAUUCAAUUUCUACUCAAUGAAAUUGAAAAAAUUAAAGCGGCUGCCCGCCAUGAUCUGUACGAUAUUGAAGUAGACGUUCAGUAUUCAUCGGGUUCGUUUAUGUUGUGGGGCAUGGCUACCAGUUAUCAUAAUGUUUCAAAUGUUAUUGUUAAAAUUUCGUCAAAAAAUACUAAUAGUGAUUCGUAUUUGUUGGUUAAUUCACAUUUUGAUUCGGAAGUUGGUUCACCAGCGGCAGCUGAUGCUGGUGUUAUGAUAGUUGUGAUGUUGGAAACCCUAAGGGUGAUAUCGAUUUCGGAAAAGGAGCUUAAGAAUCCGGUGGUGUUUUUAUUAAACGGCGCUGAGGAAAGUAAUUUACUGGCGUCUCAUGGUUUUAUAACACAACAUAAAUGGGCACCCUAUUGCAAAGCUUUAAUCAAUUUGGAUUCUUCAGGAGGUGGUGGUCGUGAAAUACUUUUCCAAACCGGGCCAAAUCAUCCAUGGUUAAUAAAGUAUUACCAAAAGGCAGCCAAACAUCCCUAUGCCACCACCAUAGCCGAAGAAUUAUUCCAAAAUAAUUUCAUACCUUCGGACACUGAUUUUCGUAUCUUCAGAGAUUAUGGUGAGGUGCCUGGUCUGGACAUGGCGCAUGCCUAUAACGGUUAUAUUUAUCACACUAAAUAUGACAAUUUCCAAAAUCUACAAAGGGGUACCUAUCAAACAACCGGUGAUAAUGUAUUGGCCUUAACUUGGGCCCUAGCCAAUGCCGAAGAACUUACAAAUCCCGAAGCCCAUGCCGAUGGUCAUGCUGUGUAUUAUGAUUUUUUGGGUUGGUUUCUGGUAAGCUACACCGAAACUACGGGUAUCAUUAUAAAUAGUAUAGUCUGCUGUUGUGCUGUAAUAUUUAUUGGCAUUUCGUUAUACUUAAUUGCCAAAGUAACAGAAAAAGAAGGUGGAGACAGUAAAUCAGUGUAUAUAAAAUGUUUAUUUAUAUUUGCGGUGCAAGUGGUAACGGUAUUGGCUGCCGUGGGCUUAACUUUACUAAUUGCGGUUAUUAUGGAUGCCUUAGGUUUAACACAAUGCUGGUAUUCAGAAGAAUGGUUAAUCUUUGGUUUAUACUUUUGCCCCAUGUUCUUUGCCAUGACAAUGAUGCCUGCCCUUUAUAUACAAUGGACUAAGAAAACGAAUCCUUUGGGUGUAAAUGAUACUAUAACAUGUUUUAUGCAUGCUCACUGCAUAUUAUUGGUUAUUAUUUGUAUUAUCAUGACUGCUAUGGGUAUAAGAUCCUCAUUUUUCCCCAUGAUAGCUGUAUUCUUCUAUGCUGGAUCGGUUUUAUUGAAUAUGAUAUUGUCAAGAUUUACCACCAAAUGCUAUUAUAUAGCCUUGCAUCUUGUAUGCCAAGUGAUGCCCUUUUGGUUUUACACUUAUUUGGCCUUUGUAUUUUUGAAUACUUUUAUACCCAUGCAGGGUCGCGAUGGUCCCGAAAAUAAACCAGAAAUUUUAAUAUCAUUAUUUGCAGCUAUAUUUGUAAUACAUUUUGGCGGAUUCAUACUGCCUAUUUUACACAAGUUCCAUAAAUCGAAAUCUUUAUUCUCUAUAUUUGGUAUUUUAACCAUAAUAUUUAUUAUUAUUGCCGCCACCCCGGCUGGUUUUCCCUAUAAGAAAGAUGUAGCUCCUCAAAGAUUUUAUGUUUUGCAUACCGAACGUGUUAUUCGUGAUUAUGAUGGUAGGGUUGUUAAAAACGACACAGGAUUUUACAUACAACCCGUUGAUACAAGACCAAAUAGUUUGGCGGACACCACUUUCCAAAAUGCCUUACCCAGCUCUUGGACUAAAACAGAAUGUGAGGAAGAGACAUUUUGUGGUUUGCCAUUAUACAAUUCCAGAUGGAUGGAUUGGAAAAAUUCCACGAUGUGGAUACCGGCACAGCGUCCCAAUCUUGUCAUACCCACAGAAUUGACACUCACUGGUAAAGUCUACAAAACAAACACCACAAUACGUUACAACUUUAGCCUAAAAUCAGCCGACAGAAUCGUAAUCUAUAUCGAUCCUUUGGCAAAUGUAAAUGUUAGAAAUUGGUCAUUUGAUCCAAUACCUUUACAGACAAAUUAUAAACCGCCCUACUUUAUCUAUCAUGUCUACUCUAUGGUUGAUACACCCCUGGAAUUUUGGAUUGAAAUAGAGCAUGAUACACUGCUAGUGGAAGGACCCUACUUACAUUUGGGUAUAGGAGCCCAUUUUCAAUAUCAUACACACACUUAUACAGCAGAAUUUCAAGAUUUUCUCAAAACUUUCCCUGAUUGGUCUUACGCCACAAACUGGGCGGCUUCGUAUGAAAGCUGGCAAUUUUAAUUUAACUUUGAAAGA